CGCCUCCUUCCUUUCCCGUCUAGGGACCGAACGCAGCAUCAGCACCGUCCUCAGCAUCCUCGCCAUCCUACCGGCCCGGGUGAAGCCGCCGCUGCCUCGCAGCAGCGCCUGCCUUGGCGCCUGACCUCGCCUGGGGAGGAACGGGGCUUGCUUUGCCUGGGCGACCGAUCCACGCAGCAGCGGCCGACGACACGCAAGGGGAGGCUGCCGCUGCCGCUUCAGUAAAACCUCUCCUUUUUAUUCCUCCGGCUUGGCAGGGGCUGAAGGGCUGGGCGAUGCGGCGAUGCCGCCGCGAUGAUGCGCUGACGACGCUGCGCCUUCGGAACUAACCGGGGUGUGCGCGCUCGCUGCUUGCCCUCCCCCCGCGCCGCGAGGAGGAAGAGGAGGCGGAGGGGAGACGGUGGUGGCGGUGGUGGUGGGGGGCUCUCCCCCCAUCCUCCCCAUUGUUUCUGGGUUGCUGCGCGUAGGCAGGCUCGGCUGGACGGCGACGCCAAGAUGCACAAGCACCACCACUGCUGCCGGUGCCCGGAAUGCUACGAGGUGACGAGGAUGGCGGCUCUCCGGCGCAUGGAGCCCCCCAGCUACGGCGAGUGGCAGCAGCAGGAGCAGCAGUACGCGGGCGGGUAUGGGGGCUACGGCUCGCAGACCCUGCCCUCGCAGGCAGGGGGCGCCACCCCCACAGCCCGCGGCAAGGGCAAGCUCAUCCCCACCUCCCGCUGCGACAACGCGCCCCCUGCGCCCCCGAAGCAGGGCCCGGCCAAGAGCUGCGGAGGAGGUGGAGGCGGGACCCCCAAGAUGAACGGAGGCAGCCCCGGCUGGUGGCCCGAGUGUACCUGCUCUAACCGCGACUGGUAUGAACAGGCCAGCCCCUCGCCCAUUAUUGUGAACACAGAAACCCUGGAGCCUGCCCUCUCUGUGAAUGGCAGUGACGGGAUGUUCAAGUAUGAAGAGAUUGUCCUGGAAAGGGGAAAUUCUGGCCUUGGAUUUAGCAUUGCUGGAGGGAUCGAUAAUCCACACAUUCCUGAUGACCCUGGCAUUUUCAUAACCAAGAUCAUCCCAGGUGGAGCAGCUGCCAUGGAUGGGCGUCUGGGGGUGAACGACUGUGUCCUGAGAGUGAACGAGGUCGAUGUUUCCGAGGUCGUGCACAGCAAGGCCGUGGAGGCCCUGAAGGAAGCGGGGCCUGUGGUGAGGCUCCUGGUGCGGAGAAGGCAGCCCCCACCAGAGACCAUCAUGGAGGUCAACCUGAUGAAAGGACCCAAAGGGUUGGGCUUCAGCAUCGCCGGGGGUCUCGGGAACCAGCACAUCCCUGGAGACAACAGCAUUUACAUCACCAAGAUCAUAGAAGGUGGUGCGGCUCAGAAAGAUGGGCGGCUGCAGAUUGGCGACCGACUGCUAGCAGUGAACAACACCAACCUGCAAGAUGUCCGACAUGAGGAGGCCGUGGCUGCACUGAAGAACACUUCGGACAUGGUGUACCUGAAGGUGGCCAAGCCAGGCAGCUCCCACCUCAAUGACAUGUAUGCGCCACCUGACUACGCCAGCACUUUCUCUGCCUUGGCUGACAACCACAUAAGCCAUAACCCUGGCCUGGGCUACCUUGGAGGAAUGGAGAGCAAGCCAGCUUACCCUGCUCCGCCCCAGGUCGCGCCUGCCCGCUACUCCCCUGUGCCACGCCAUAUGAUUGGGGAUGAGGACUUCACCAGGGAGCCCCGGAAGAUCACCUUACAUAAAGGCUCCACAGGCUUGGGCUUCAACAUUGUGGGGGGUGAAGAUGGUGAGGGCAUCUUCGUCUCCUUCAUCCUGGCAGGGGGCCCAGCGGACCUGAGUGGGGAGCUGCGGCGUGGAGACCGCAUCCUCUCGGUGAAUGGCGUCAAUCUCCGGAACGCGACCCAUGAACAAGCGGCGGCUGCCUUGAAGAGGGCCGGGCAGACGGUCACCAUUGUAGCCCAGUACAGGCCUGAAGAGUACAGCCGUUUUGAGUCUAAGAUCCAUGACCUCAGAGAACAGAUGAUGAACAGCAGCAUGAGUUCAGGAUCUGGCUCUCUUCGGACAAGUGAAAAGCGGUCUCUCUAUGUCCGAGCCCUUUUUGACUAUGACCGAACUCGGGACAGCUGCUUGCCCAGUCAAGGACUGAGUUUUUCUUACGGGGACAUCUUGCAUGUGAUCAAUGCCUCAGAUGAUGAGUGGUGGCAGGCAAGGCUCGUGACCCCUCAUGGAGAGAGCGAGCAAAUUGGCGUCAUUCCCAGCAAGAAAAGAGUGGAAAAGAAGGAAAGAGCACGGUUGAAAACUGUGAAGUUCCAUGCCCGAACUGGAAUGAUAGAGUCCAAUCGGUCGAUCAAAACGAAACGUAAAAAGAGUUUCCGCCUCUCUCGAAAGUUCCCAUUUUACAAGAGCAAAGAGAACAUGGCUCAGGAGAGCAGCGUACAGGACCAGAGCGUGACAUCAAACACCAGUGACAGCGAGAGUAGUUCCAAAGGGCAAGAGGACACAAUUCUGUCAUAUGAACCUGUGACCCGGCAAGAAAUUCACUAUGCGAGACCAGUGAUCGUUCUGGGACCCACGAAAGACCGAGUCAAUGAUGAUCUCAUCUCAGAGUUCCCACACAAAUUUGGUUCCUGUGUGCCACACACUACCAGGCCUAGGCGUGAGAAUGAGGUAGAUGGGCAGGAUUACCACUUUGUGGCGUCCCGGGAGCAGAUGGAGAAGGACAUUCAAGACAGCAAGUUUAUUGAGGCUGGGCAGUUCAAUGACAAUCUCUAUGGGACCAGUAUUCAGUCUGUGCGGGCUGUAGCAGAACGGGGGAAGCACUGUAUCCUUGAUGUGUCUGGCAAUGCCAUCAAGAGGUUGCAGCAAGCACAACUGUACCCAAUCGCCAUUUUCAUCAAGCCAAAAUCCAUCGAAGCACUCAUGGAGAUGAACCGGAGGCAGACAUACGAACAAGCCAACAAGGUAUUUGACAAAGCCAUGAAACUGGAGCAGGAAUUUGGAGAAUAUUUUACAGCCAUUGUACAAGGAGACUCUCUGGAAGAGAUUUACAGUAAAAUCAAACAGAUAAUAGAAGACCAAUCUGGGCAUUAUAUUUGGGUCCCAUCCCCUGAGAAACUGUGAAGUCUCCACUUUCCAAUCAACUUGUGAGAAGAUCAGAGACCCCUCCCCCAGCCCCCUGCCCUUGGGGGUGGGGAGCAUGAAGACCAUCCCUGUCCCUUUUUUAGAUGGUUGACAAUUGAGUUUUCUAGUCCUGUUUUCUUUUUCUUGGGAUGGACCAAUCUCCUUCAUCAAGUGACUGUCCCCACCCGUUCCUGCAUGGACCUUCCUGUUGCUCCUUUAGAAAUGGAGGCAAACCCCAUUUGAGAGUUUUGUGUGUUUUUUUAAUUAAAAAAAAUUACUAUCAAGAGUUGAAAUAAAGAAGCAAGAUGGGAGGUAGCAGAUGAGGACUAGCUUAAAAGAGCCACCAAGGCAACAGAUAAGGACACUGUCUGCCCCUGUAAACAUGCUGAGGACUGGCAACCUGGGGCAGCUUGCAGUGUUCACCCAGCACUGUGAUGGAAGGGAAGGCAACAGAAUGCAUAUAAAAUUAAAAACAUGAGGGGGGCUGCUUAAGUGGUACUUUGUUAGUGCAAGAAUUAUAUUACUGUCAUAUCUCAGCCAUGUGGCCUAGAAACCCUAUUGUGGCUGAGGGUGGAUUUAAAGGUACCAAGUGUUUGGUUUCUUUGGGUGCUGCUGAGUGUUUUUUUGGAAAUCCAAUUUUGUAGGGAAGGCUGCGUUUGGAAAGAACUGCAACUGGCGCUGUGGUUGUGAUGUGUGCAGAGAACCCAGGACCACAUGUGAAGCUUCAGCAGUUGAUUUGAGCACCAUAAAGCAAAUUGAAAAUGCUACCUAUUGCACCUUGUUUUAUGUCACCUGAUGUGUUUGCAUGAGAGGUUUCUUCUGGGUUUUUGGUUUUUUUUUAAGCUGGCGUUAAACCAAAAUCAUGUUUG
This is a messenger RNA of Podarcis raffonei (Aeolian wall lizard), 3977 nucleotides long. It is a transcript of the gene DLG3, whose product is annotated as discs large MAGUK scaffold protein 3. Bases 496 to 3108 code for a protein of 870 amino acids. The record is from RefSeq and is a predicted model, not a curated record. Gene Ontology annotation, biological process: chemical synaptic transmission. Gene Ontology annotation, cellular component: neuron projection; neuromuscular junction; postsynaptic density membrane. The transcript has 21 exons. Lineage: Eukaryota; Metazoa; Chordata; Lepidosauria; Squamata; Lacertidae. Gene Ontology annotation, molecular function: kinase binding.